Messenger RNA from Phalacrocorax carbo (great cormorant), 2365 nucleotides. NCBI's taxonomy places the organism in Eukaryota, Metazoa, Chordata, Aves, Suliformes, Phalacrocoracidae. The record is from RefSeq and is a predicted model, not a curated record.
CUCGCCUCUGGCCAGGACCCGGUGGGCGGGGCGGGGUUUGUGGAGGGGCGUGGUUAUGGGUGGCCUCGCUCCGUGGGAGGCGCGGCGGGGGGUGGCUCCGCCUCCCACGGCGCCGUGCCGGAAGCGGAAGUGGGCGCGGCGCGGAGCCGCCGGAGGUGCGGGGCCGCCAUGGAGUUCCCGGACCUGGGCGCCCACUGCUCCUGGCCCGCCUGUCAGCGCCUGGGAGCUGGAGGAGAGGGGAGCUCUUGGCUUCCCUGGGGUCAGGGAGGCCCCCGGGCCUGACAUCUCCCCACUCUCUGCCCGCUGCGUCUCCCCGCCACCAGACUUCCUCCCCCUGAAGUGUGACGCCUGCGAACAGAUCUUCUGCACUGACCACAUCGCUUACGCCCAGCACGACUGCACCUCUGCCUACAAGAAGGAUGUGCAGGUCCCUGUGUGUCCCCUCUGCAACACCCCGGUUCCCGUGAGGCGGGGGGAGAUGCCAGAUGUUGUGGUGGGAGAGCACAUUGACCGUGACUGCAAGUCCGACCCCGCACAGCGCAAGCGCAAGAUAUUCACCAACAAGUGUUUAAAGCCUGGCUGCAGGCAGAAGGAGAUGAUGAAGGUGAUCUGUGACCAGUGCCACAAGAACUACUGCCUCAAGCACCGGCACCCCCUGGACCAUGACUGCAGCGGGGCAGGGCGUCCCCUCUCCAAAGCAGGGCAUGCUGCGGUUGCGAGAGCCCAGGCAUCCUCCAGAACGGUUGCUGCAUCAAGCAGUGGAGCUGCCCAGCCAGCCAACAACCCCUCUUCUCCAGCCUUUGCCAGAGGAGGCAGAGCAGCUGCGUUGCAGACUCCCAGCACCUCCCCUCCAGCUGUCAUGCUGCAGAAUGGGCUGAGUGAGGAAGAGGCCCUGCAGCGAGCUCUGGAGAUGUCCCUGGCAGAGUCAGCGCACAGCUCAGCACAUCCACCCAGCAGCACGCAGGAGGAGGAGGAUCUGGCACUGGCCCAGGCACUGUCAGCAAGCGAAGCCGAGUACCAGCAAUCACAGCGGCAGGCACACGGUUCAAAGCCAUCAAACUGCAGCAUGUCGUAGGCAGGCAAGGCAGGGUGUGCCAGUGGACGUGGGAUCCUGCUUGUGCCCUGAGAAACAGCUCUGGCCUCUCGUGGAUGCUGUGGAGUUCUGGCCUGGACACUGACAACCAGAGCCCCUCGCCAAGGACGGUGCACCUCCGCGGGGGCUGUAAGCGAGCCACCAAACACACACUGACAACUCAGCCCUAGUACCUGUAUAAAAUUGGUGCAGCAAAUUGCUGAUGCUCCUGGAGAGGUGAAGACUGUAGGACGAGGCUGAGCACACUGACCAAAGCAAGCAGCAGCCCAGGGCAUGCACUUAGCCACACCUGCCGUGGCCAUGUCCCAGCACUGCUGAGACUGUGGGGUGAGGUCAGAGCCAACCUGGGGGGAAAGGGCUGCCUGGGGACGUCUCUGCAUGCUCAGAUGUACAGCCAGGAUGCGGCUGCCUGCUGCAGUAGUGGGGGACUGGAUUGCGAGCUCCAGGGAGGGCUCUGCCAGCCCCUUAGCAAAGAGUAACUGUGUCUGGGACAGCCUCUUGCACAGGCAUGGGACAGCUGAAUGUGUGGCCUCCCAGCAGUUUGAAGGCAGCCCCUUCCCCGCUCCCUGUGCCCUCAGUGCUUCCCCUCCUAUUUGCAUGCACAAGAGCAUGUUGGGCCUUACCCAGCUCGUCUGGGGCCCAGGACCCCUCUGAGACUGAGUGGAGCUGUUUCCUUUCUCGUUUAAUUUAACAAGGGCCAUUAACUGAAGAGUAACUUCAGCAGUGACUUGACUGUGCCUCAUGUGGGAGGACUGCAGCCGUCUUCCUGCUGCUGGCUGCUCCUCUGCUGCCCUAAACUAUCCCAGGGCCCUGUUCUAUGCUGCUGGGGCAGGAACACCUCCUUCACAGCUGUGCUGUGGGGGAUCCCCUCCUGGGGAGCAGCAGCACAGAAUACCUUCUUUCAAAUACAGCCCUGAGCCUGGAGCCAGCCCUUCCUUGCUGGUGUUUGGAGGGGGAGCUGAUGCCUGGGGGAGGGGCGGGGCGGGGACUUGCCCUCCUGGCUUCCUGCAAGGAGGCCUGCAGCUGUGCAGAGUGGUGCUGCUUUCCCAGCUGCUCCUGAGCCUUCCUGCCGGCACCACUCCUGCCUGUAGGGCUGUGCCUUGUUCUGCACAGGGCCAAGCUGUCCCAGGCCCAGCAGGGUACAGCUGAGGACAAGGGCAUCUGCUGGCAGUGCCUCCCUGGGGCGGGAGGUGGGUUCAGUCUAGGCUGAGGGAAUGCUGAGACUCAUCAAAGUGCUGCUUGGGAGAAAAUAAAAGCACAGCACAAGGUACA